This is a messenger RNA of Talaromyces stipitatus ATCC 10500, 3663 nucleotides long. RefSeq names its product glycogen branching enzyme GbeA, putative. Gene Ontology annotation, molecular function: hydrolase activity, hydrolyzing O-glycosyl compounds; cation binding; 1,4-alpha-glucan branching enzyme activity. Lineage: Eukaryota; Fungi; Ascomycota; Eurotiomycetes; Eurotiales; Trichocomaceae. Gene Ontology annotation, cellular component: membrane; cytoplasm. The transcript has 8 exons. Gene Ontology annotation, biological process: transmembrane transport; amino acid transport; glycogen biosynthetic process. The coding region runs from base 1 to 3663 and encodes 1220 amino acids. The record is from RefSeq and is a predicted model, not a curated record.
AUGGCACCCGAAAUCAACCCCAUCGAGACCCAAGUCUCGCACUCAGUGCAAGACGAAAAGCGAAACACCGUCCGCGCCCUCGUCGAAGCAGACCUGCUCGAUGAACGCUACACCUCCACCGAGCGCGGUCUACGCAGUCGUCAUGUACAAAUGAUGGCCCUCGGCGGCACAAUUGGGACCGGUCUAUUUGUCGGUGCAGGACAAUCACUCGCCAUCGGAGGUCCUGCGUCGCUGUUUUUGGGUUAUCUUUUUAUCUCGUGUCUUGUGUAUUGUCUUGUCACUGCUAUUGCCGAGAUUGGCGCCUAUAUGCCCGUGCACGGUGGUACGAUGAGUUAUCAUGGUUUUCGCUAUGUGUCGCGCAGUCUGGGUUUUGCGAUGGGGUAUCUCUAUUGGUAUUCUAUUGGGAUAUUGGUCCCUUACGAAAUCACCGCCGCGUCACUGGUCAUUAAUUACUGGAACCCGGGUGUCAAUGUCGCGGUUUGGAUUACGGUUAUGUUGGUGGUCAUUGUGGCCCUGAAUUUCUUACCGGUCAAGUUCUAUGGUGAAUCCGAGUUUUGGUUUGCCAGUAUCAAGGUUCUCACUCUUAUCGGACUUUUGAUGCUCAGUUUUAUUCUCUUUUGGGGCGGUGGACCGGAUCGUCAGCGUCUGGGUUUUCAUUAUUGGAAGGAUCCCGGCUCGUUUAAUACGUAUAUUGUUCAUGGAGAUGCGGGGAGAUUUGUCGGGUUGUUGCAAUGCAUGGUCUCGAGUGCGAUUGCAUUCAUCUUUGCGCCUGAAUUGAUUGUUAUUUCCGGUGGUGAAAUGGAGUCUCCGCGACGUAACGUGCCGCGCGCCGCUCGGAGGUAUAUUUAUCGAUUGGUGUUUUUCUAUAUUCUUGCUGUCCUGGCGAUUGGUGUCAUCUGCCCUUCCAACGAUAGUCGGUUGACAAACGGUGGCGCCGGCGCAGGCUCCUCUCCGUUCGUCGUCGGUAUCAAGAACGCUGGUAUUCCCGUCUUGGAUAGUAUCGUCAACGCUGCGGUUUUGACCUCUGCCUGGUCCUCGGGUAAUUCCUUCUUGUACAUGUCCUCCAGAUCAUUGUAUGGACUGGCCAUGUCCGGUAACGCGCCUAGCGUGAUCAAGACCUGUAAUCGAUGGGGUGUCCCCUGGAUAGCAGUGUCUUGUUCCGCCAUGUUUUCGUUACUCGCAUACCUAUCCGUCGGUACAUCCAGCUCCGUCGUAUUCAACUGGUUCGUCAACUUCACCAAUACCUCCGGCUUUAUUUCCUGGAUCUGCUGCUGUGUCGUUUAUUUCCGAUUCCGCAAAGCCGCCGAGACUCAGGGCGUUGAACGUCCGUACCAAUCGCGUCUACAACCUUACGGCGCAUAUAUUGCCAUUGUUGGCUGCGUUUUCCUCACGUUGAUCAACGGAUUUACUGUAUUUUUCCCGUCCAAGUGGUCGGUCAGCAGCUUUUUCACGGCGUAUAUUGGCAUUCCUGCAUUUUUGGUAUUGUAUUUUGGUCAUCGGAUUGUCUUUUGGAAGGAUCCGUGGGCUUGGAGGCCGGAAGAGGUUGAUUUGCAUACGGGGUUGGAAGAGAUUAUGGCGGCGGAGCGACCUCCUCCGGUGCGAGACACAUGGUGGAAGAAGUUGAUGCCCGACGGCACUGGUGUCCUCAAGCUCGAUCCUUGGCUCGAACCGUUCAAAGACGCCCUUAAGACUCGAUUCGCUUACGCCCAGAGCUGGAUUAGCAAAAUCAAUGAUACUGAAGGUGGUCUCGAAAAGUUCAGCAGGGGCUACGAAAAAUUCGGAUUCAAUGUCAAAGAGAAUGGCGAUGUUGUUUAUCGAGAAUGGGCGCCUAGUGCGAUUGAAGCCCAUUUAAUUGGCGAUUUCAACAACUGGGACAGAAAAGCUCAUCCCAUGAAGGCGAAUGAUUUUGGUGUCUGGGAAAUCACCGUCCCAGCCAAGGAUGACGUCCCAGCUAUACCUCACGGAAGCAAAGUCAAGAUUACCAUGGUCACUCGCGCCGGGGAAGUAAUCGAUAGAAUCCCCGCGUGGAUCAAACGUGUCACCCAGGACCUUGACGUCUCGCCCGUUUACGACGCUGUGUUUUGGAAUCCCCCGCCAAAUGAGAGAUAUACUUUCCGACAUGAUCGGCCUAAGAAACCUGCCAGUCUCCGUAUUUAUGAAGCUCACGUCGGUAUUUCCUCGCCGGAGACGAAGGUUGCGACGUACAAGAACUUUACGACGAAGAUGUUGCCACGGAUCAAAUACUUGGGGUAUAAUGCUAUCCAAUUGAUGGCGAUUAUGGAACAUGCAUACUAUGCUAGUUUCGGUUACCAAGUUAACAACUUCUUCGCGGCAAGUAGCCGUUACGGACCCCCCGAGGAUCUUAAAGAAUUGAUUGACACUGCACAUAGCAUGGGAAUUGUGGUUUUACUUGAUGUGGUGCACAGCCAUGCUUCGAAGAAUGUGCUGGAUGGGUUGAAUAUGUUUGACGGCAGUGACCACCUCUAUUUCCAUUCUGGAGGUAAAGGUCAACAUGAACUGUGGGAUAGUCGUUUGUUCAAUUAUGGCAGUCAUGAAGUCCUGCGGUUUCUGCUCAGCAAUCUUCGUUUCUGGAUGGAGGAGUACAAGUUUGAUGGGUUUAGGUUUGAUGGUGUUACUAGCAUGCUGUACACCCAUCACGGGAUUGGAACAGGCUUUUCCGGUGGUUAUCACGAGUACUUUGGCCCCGCUGUCGAUUCUGACAGUGUGAUGUACCUCCAGCUUGCCAACGAGAUGCUCCAUCAGUUGUACCCAGAGACUAUCACAGUCGCCGAAGAUGUCUCUGGUAUGCCGGCACUUUGUCUACCAUUAUCCCUGGGCGGAGUGGGAUUCGAUUAUCGUCUUGCCAUGGCCGUUCCGGAUAUGUACAUCAAAUGGCUCAAAGAGAAGCAGGACGAUGAAUGGGACAUGGGUAAUUUAGUAUUUACUCUCACUAACCGUCGCCAUGGCGAGAAGACAAUCGCGUAUGCUGAGAGUCACGACCAAGCUCUCGUCGGCGACAAGACACUCAUGAUGUGGCUGUGCGAUAAGGAAAUGUACACCAAAAUGUCUGUUCUAACUCCAUUAACCCCCGUCAUCGACCGCGGCAUGUCCCUCCACAAGAUGAUCAGAUUGGUAACGCACGCCCUUGGUGGUGAAGGAUACCUCAAUUUCGAAGGCAACGAAUUCGGUCAUCCCGAAUGGCUCGAUUUCCCUCGCGCCGGAAACAACAAUUCCUUCUGGUACGCACGUCGUUUGCUGAAUCUGACAGAGGAUCAUUUACUUCGAUACCGAUUCCUAAACGACUUUGAUCGCGCCAUGCAGUUAACCGAGGAGAAAUACGGCUGGCUACACUCGCCACAAGCAUACGUCAGCCUGAAGAACGAGAGCGACAAAGUUAUCGUCUUUGAGCGUGCGGGAUUAUUGUGGGUAUUCAAUUUUCAUCCCACGCAGAGCUUCACCGAUUACCGCGUCGGUGUUGAGCAGGAAGGCACAUAUCGCAUUGUCCUGGAUACGGACGACACUGAUUUUGGUGGUCACGGCCGUAAUCAAAAGGAAACUCGAUUCUUCACCACGGAUUUCCCAUGGAAUGGACGUAAAAAUUUCUUGCAGGUUUAUAUUCCUACGAGGACUGCUCUGGUAUGUUCAUCCUAUCUGUAUGUUUAG